CUCUCUGCUCAAACAGAAAAUGGAACUUUCCAGAACCGCCGGUGCCGCCGACGAUCAACUUGCUCGGACUUCCGAAAUCGAAUCUCAGCUUUCCUCCGUCGUUUACGAGCUCUCACAACAAGUGCAAGGGGCAAUGGAGAACAUGCUGAAGAUGAUAAACGAAAUUGAUCAGAGCUCUACUGAAGUAACAGAAGACAUGGAGAAGUGCAAGGAGUCUGCUCUUGAGAGAAGUAAAACUUUAGAGGAACAGAAGGAACAUUUUCAAAGAGCUGCUUAUGCUAUUUUGGACAUGCUAAAUAACCAGGAGAGAGGAUAA
Solanum verrucosum is the source of this 316-nucleotide messenger RNA. RefSeq lists its product as uncharacterized. The transcript has 3 exons. The record is from RefSeq and is a predicted model, not a curated record. NCBI's taxonomy places the organism in Eukaryota, Viridiplantae, Streptophyta, Magnoliopsida, Solanales, Solanaceae. The coding region runs from base 20 to 316 and encodes 98 amino acids.